UCAUUGAUGCGUACGCUGCAGACAGAGCUGACUUUCGCUCUCUUUUUGUGGGUUACUGUAAUUUUAGGUCAGGCAGCCCGACAUUGGGUCCUUUUAGCACUACGAUUUUUUUUUUUACUCGUCUGCUAGUCUUGGAGCAUCACCCAACUGCAGCCACGAUGACGGAGGCGGAGGCGUUGGAGAAGAAGCAGCACAAGUCAAGCAACGGGACCGUUCUUUCAGAGGCACCCAGAGAAGACGCGUUUGAUCACACAUACAAGGAUAAAGAGGGGCCCAAACCUCCUAUGAUCAUCGUAUGGAGAAAUGUCAUAUUGAUGAGUCUGUUGCAUAUAGCAGCCCUGUAUGGCAUCUUCCUCAUCCCUUCAGCAUCUCCUCUGACCUUGCUUUGGUCCGUAUUUUGUUUUUUGAUAAGUGCUCUAGGAAUCACCGCGGGCGUUCAUCGUCUGUGGAGUCACAGAACCUACAAGGCUUCGUUACCUUUGAAGAUCUUUCUCGCUUUUGCUAACUCCAUGGCAUUUCAGAAUGAUAUCUUUGAAUGGGCUCGAGACCACAGGGUUCACCACAAAUACUCUGAGACAGAUGCCGACCCUCACAACGCCACCCGAGGCUUCUUCUUUGCUCACAUUGGUUGGCUGCUGGUGCGUAAACACCCUGACGUCAUCGAGAAAGGACAGAAGCUGGAGCUCAGUGAUCUGCUGGCCGACAAAGUUGUAAUGUUUCAAAGGAGGCAUUACAAGCUGUCUGUUCUGCUCAUGUGCUUCUUUAUUCCGACGUUUGUGCCUUGGUACCUGUGGGGAGAAUCUCUGGUGGUGGCAUAUUUCAUCCCGGCUCUGCUGAGGUACACUGUGGUUCUGAACGCGUCAUGGCUGGUCAACAGUGCGGCUCACAUGUGGGGAAACAGGCCAUACGACAAGAACAUCAACCCCAGGGAGAACAAGUUUGUCACUUUCAGCGCUAUAGGUGAGGGAUUUCACAACUAUCACCACACGUUCCCCUAUGACUAUGCAACCAGUGAGUUUGGCUGCAAGUUGAACCUUACAACCUGUUUCAUUGACUUUAUGUGCUUCUUGGGCCUGGCCAAAGAUCGCAAGAGAGUCUCCCGUGAGGUGGUCCUGUCUCGAAUACAGCGUACUGGCGAUGGAAGCCAUCGUAGUGGCUAAGAUUGCAGAAUUGUUGUUAGCUUCAAGGUGAAAGAAUCAACAGGAAGAAGAUUAACAAUCCUUUGACAGCUAUAUAAUUUCUCAUCCUCUGAGAACAAACGUCAGCUUUAUGAGGGCCUUGUACACAUUUAGCUUGUUUUUUUGUGUUUUUCGUAGCUGUAACUAAAAUUGUUCAAGAUGAAAAAAAAAAGACCAAAACAUGCUUUGCUAAGCUCUUUGCUGUCAUUUGUAUUGUUUAUCCUGGUCAGGGACUCGCAAAUAUGUUUCAGUUUUGAAGUAGAUGCUUUUUAAAAAGACGCCUUCAUUCUUUGCUGGUUUUGCCAUGUUGGUGAGCAUUUUUUUCAUGCAAGAUCAGUCAUGUAGCCGAUCAUUUUUACACAUAUAUUACUCGAUUAUUAGUCAGAAACUUUGAGAAGUAGAUAACUUAAAUGUGGAUUGAGAUUUCAACUUUUCCAUUUCAAUAUCAAUUGGAGACUGUUGCCUUUAUUGCAGUUUACAGCAAGUUUUUUAACAAUUCUGAUAUAAAGAAUAACUUUAAGAGCACUUACUAUGUGGGAUGGCUAAGAGUUGGGUCUUUUAUUUUGUUAACAAAACUGAUAGGCUUUAAUGUUAAAUAGCACAUAACGGAAGAGAGAGGGAACCCAGACCUUAUUAAAGCAUGACCAUACAGACGCAGGUAAUGCAGAGUGCUCUGCUUUGUAACGGGGUUGCUUUCUGCAAAAUCACACCAAAUGUGUAGAAAAGUCAAAGCACUUGGAAAAAGAUUAACGUGCUAUAUUUAGCCCGUGUAAUAAUCGGAUGGAGUAUUUGUCAUGACAGGGCCACAUUUAACAUCAGAUUAAAACUCCUGUUUAAUCUUAACAGAAGCAUGCGGUAUAGCAUUAUUAUUUUUAAAUAUAUAUAUAUAUAUAAUAGUGCCAAAAGUGUGCCAGCCGUCAACAUAUUUACAACCAUGUCUACGGUCCAUUAGAGUCCAUAUUGCUCAUUUACACAUGAUUGUGGAAGUUUUUUUUCCUUUUAAUUGUUUCAGUGGCUUUUGCUUCCCAAAUUUUAUCCAACCUGUCUCUUUAUUGUCCCAAAACAACUGUAGCAGACAUUUCAUUGGUCCACGCAGCAGCCAGUCAUGUGACAGUUCUGGUGAUAACUUGCCACCCCUGCAUGGCGAUAUUCUGUAGUAGGUGUUGUAGUGAGGUGAUGUGUCGGUGCCUGUCAUGGCAGAGCUGUGUCUAUUUUUGUACCAUGGAGCUGCGUCACUUUCGGAUCAUCAGAACUGUUGCCGUGGUGAUUUCUGACAAGGUCUGGUAUCCCUUUGGUGUCCUGCAAAAGGGGAUUGUAAUUUUGAAAUUUUAGGUGCAUCGAUGUUCAUGUAUAUCUGCUGUUCUGGUAUGUGGAAUGCUUCGAUUUUCAAGUAUUUAUUUCUUGUGUUUUUGUUUUCUUUCCUCUUGACUAAAAACAUGUUUUAACCUGAUAUUUCUGUGUUUCAAUAUUUGGCAGAUCAUUUGGUAAAUUUUAUGUAAAUCGAACUGCAGCACCUAUUUAUCUCUCCCCAACAGUCAGGAUAUAACCUAAUGCCUUAUGACUUGCACCCAUUCCUUCACAUCUCAUUAGUUAACACAAAAAGGAUCAAAUAGACUACAAAAGAAAAAAAAUCUGACUCAUGGGGGUUUCCAAGCUGAAAUGUCAGGUGGAACAUGGUUUUUGUUUUUAUAUGUUUAAUUCAGGCAAUUGGUAGCAUGACUGUAAAUGCAAAUCAUAGAUAAAAGGAUGUUUUUAAAAAAAAUCUGAUACAAACGGGUGCAAAUGCUCAUUUGUGAGAUUUAACUUGCAAACUAUGGGCCCUGGUGGAUAGAAGAAGUAGAAAUGCUGUCAUGAGGAAAUUCAACAUUAUCACAAGCCAUCCAAACAACUCCUACUAGAGCGCCAAAAUCAGCAUUUUCCCAGCGAUGAAGGGGAUUAAAAGGCUUUCUGUCUGAACACAUUAAAUUAUAACUAUGUGCUGUACUGAAAUAAAAUUCACAAUAUUUUCAUGACACUCUUAA
This is a messenger RNA of Melanotaenia boesemani (Boeseman's rainbowfish), 3199 nucleotides long. It is a transcript of the gene scd, whose product is annotated as stearoyl-CoA desaturase (delta-9-desaturase). Gene Ontology annotation, cellular component: endoplasmic reticulum membrane. The coding region runs from base 159 to 1160 and encodes 333 amino acids. NCBI's taxonomy places the organism in Eukaryota, Metazoa, Chordata, Actinopteri, Atheriniformes, Melanotaeniidae. Gene Ontology annotation, biological process: response to fatty acid; unsaturated fatty acid biosynthetic process. The transcript has 6 exons. The record is from RefSeq and is a predicted model, not a curated record. Gene Ontology annotation, molecular function: iron ion binding; stearoyl-CoA 9-desaturase activity; palmitoyl-CoA 9-desaturase activity.